AUGACAUCGAACAUUUCUGUUAACCGUUAUUCCGGUAAUAAAUCAAGUAGUUAUAGUAACUUCCGGCAAACAACACAAGCCGAUUUUGCUAACAACAGCAAAAACAGGCCUUCUGCUAAUGAAAAAGGAAAUCUCUGGAAAAGUGAAAAUACAUCUGAUGUAUCUCGUCGUAAUAUUCGGGAACGACUCACCCACUUGUUGGCAUUAAAACCAUUCAGCAAGGAAGAUCUAUAUGCGCGACUGAAAAAGGAAGGAAUUCGAGAUAAUGAGCUCAAGUCCGUUGCUAGCAUACUCAUGGCUAUUGCUCUGCUCCGUUGCCGUAUGUACAGCCUUCGUGAUCACAUGUGGUACUAUGUGAAUGUAAAUUGGCCCUUCUAUACAGAGCAUGAGCGGGAUCAAGUCAAGCAGAAUAUGCCACAAGAUAAGACUCCACCACAUCAUCCGACUGAUCAAGUCAAUUCUCAAGAUAUAUCUCCAAAACAUCAUCCGAAUGAUCGAGGCUCAUGUGGGAGUCAGAUCCCAACUGAUAUUAUUGCUAGUCCCCCACAAGAGACGGACAAUUUGGAGUAUGAAUAUGCACCACGACCAAAGAAGCAACGAAUAAGUCAUAUGGUCACCAAAAAUGCUACAAUUACCCAUCCUAAGACGACGAAUUCCCUGCAUCAAGUGAAAGACAUUACGAGGAACAACAACGUCGUGCAUAAAUCCAAUAAUGAUGAAAGCCAGAAUCCAACUUAUACUUAUAUUGAUACUCCUCCACAAAAGACGGACUGUUCGGAGUAUGAAUAUGCACCACGACCAAAGAAGCAACGCAUUAGUCAUAUGGUUACAAAAACUGCUACAAUUAUCCAUCCUAAGAGGACGAAUUCCCUGCAUCAAGUGAAAGACAUUACGAGGAACAACAACGUCGUGCAUAAAUCCAAUAAUGAUGAAAACCAGAAUCCAACUUAUACUUAUAUUGAUACUCCUCCACAAAAGACGGACUGUUCGGAGUAUGAAUAUGCACCACGACCAAAGAAGCACCGCAUUAGUCAUAUGGUUACAAAAACUGCUACAGUUACCCAUCCUAUGAUGAGAGAUUCUAUGCAUCAAGUGAGGGACAUUCCGAGGAACAUCAACAUUGUGCAAAAAUCCAUUAAUGAUGAAGAGUCUCAACGACAACAAGGUCAGCACCAACGGGACUUUCAAAAGAAGAGUGAGGGUCUAAUAGAAUCAGCAAAAACUCCAGAAAGAAAGAAGCAGAGGAUGUUGGAACUAUUCGGAGAAACCCCUGUAAAUAAAAUCAGCAAUGAGUCUCGGAACUACAGUCACACCGCUGCAAAUGGCAACGCAAAAUUGACAUCUCGUGUAUCUGAGUAUAAAAAUUCAUCCAAGACCGAAAACAACAAAAUAGGCAUGGAAAACUCGCAUAAGAAGCAUAUUACAGACUUACGAGAAAAAUUUCAAUCAAAAAUGGACUUGCCAAAGGAGAGAGAGAAGAGUCAAACAGUGACUGUAUCACCAGCAACAAGAAAGAGGAAGCGGAUGCUCGAGCUAUUCGGAGAAGAUCCUAUAACUCCAGCAAAAAGAACCACCAGUGAUCACAAACCCUCGCACAACAAGAAUACACCUACACACUCUAACAUACAAACAGUACACCAUCGUGACUUGAAAAGCGAUAAUUUCACGAAGUCCGCAACUCCUGCAACACGAAAAAGGCAAAGAAUGAUCGAGAUAUUCGGAGAAGAUUCAGAUUUAGAAUGA
Messenger RNA from Zeugodacus cucurbitae (melon fly), 1743 nucleotides. Its product is annotated as RNA polymerase II elongation factor ELL2-like. Bases 1 to 1743 code for a protein of 580 amino acids. NCBI's taxonomy places the organism in Eukaryota, Metazoa, Arthropoda, Insecta, Diptera, Tephritidae. The record is from RefSeq and is a predicted model, not a curated record. Gene Ontology annotation, cellular component: transcription elongation factor complex. Gene Ontology annotation, biological process: snRNA transcription by RNA polymerase II; transcription elongation by RNA polymerase II; positive regulation of transcription elongation by RNA polymerase II. Gene Ontology annotation, molecular function: cis-regulatory region sequence-specific DNA binding. The transcript has a single exon.